Molecule: messenger RNA, 3917 nt
Organism: Python bivittatus (Burmese python)
Lineage: Eukaryota; Metazoa; Chordata; Lepidosauria; Squamata; Pythonidae
Source: RefSeq, a predicted model, not a curated record
CUGGUGUACGAGGAUGUCUUCACUGUCUGGGAGACGAUCUGGGCGGCGGCGCAGGUCUCCUCCUCUUGCUACGUCCUCUUCAUCGCCCUCGCCUUGGUGGAGGUGUAUCGGGACAUCAUCCUGGAGAACAACAUGGACUUCACAGACAUCAUCAAGUUUUUCAACGAAAUGGCUGAGCGCCACAACACCAAGCAGAUCCUGCAGCUGGCACGGGAACUCGUGUCCAAAGUCCAGACGCUCAUUGAGAACAAGUGAUUUGGGAAGCCCCCUGCCCUCCGAGGAGGAAGACCACCCUCGCCCGCCUGCGCUUGGAGGCUGAUGGCCACGGGGACAGGAUGCAAAGGGUCCAGGGAGAGUCUUCCCUGGGGUCUGCCCCCCCAGAAAGGCAGCAGACAGCCUGGCCUUGCCAGUCCACCUGGGAGCCGAUCCUCGCAAUGAACCAAAGAACUCAACCCUUCUGUCUCCCUUCUUGGUCAGAUGGGGGGGCAUUUGACCUGGCACAAACCUUGUUUUGAAGGGGGAGACGGGAGCCUUGGAAAAGAUGGCAGGAACCGACUGGUCCUGUUUUCCUCUCCCUUCAGAUUUUCUUGCCACGCAUGUGGGUUGGGGGCGUGUUUUUCUUUUUGCCGAAGCAAGGGACUUUCCCCCGGUCCUGCCCCACCCCCAGCGGAGGACCCCGGGCUGACGGCAGGCUCUCGCCCAGGCAGAGGUCCUGAAUCUUGGAGCCUGGAGAGUCCUUGGCCCCAGGCAGCCCUUCUCUGCCUUCGGGACCGGGCUGCUGUUUGGGGCCACCUCUGCCCUAGAGCUUUUCCCUGCACCUUUUUGGGGGUGCCCCCAGUGUGCCAAACUCCCGCUGUCAGGUUGACUGAUGGGCGUGCUCUGCUUUCAUGAAGAUGGACUGGGCUACCCAGUGCUGUUCUGGCCGACUCCUGAGCGUCUUCCUUCGGCAGGAGGGCAGCUUGGGGGCUCAGUGCCUCUCGCUUGUCCCCUGCUCCUAGCGGAGGCCUCAAGCACGGGGGAGAAGCGUUUCUCCAGCCAGUCUGUGGCUGCCGCGGGGUCGUGUCCCUCAGCGCCCCCCACCAAUUCUUCUUCAACAUCACCUUUCCGGGCAGCCUCUCCAUCGCCCUUUGAAGUAAGACCCUGCUUAUUCCAAGGCGGAGGCAGCAGCCCACCGAGCCGCGCUGGCUGGAGCCUCUGCGAUGUCUUCCUGCCGGCCCCAGAGUCACCCGUGGGCUGGGGCCUUGGCUCCUGGGGGGCAGGGUGACGUGUGGAUGGUUUGGGUUUUUUUAAACUCAGGUGUUUUUAAAGAGAGGUAGGAGGAGCAAAAUGGGGCUUUGUUGCCUGAUCAAAACCUGCCAGAAAAAGCAACCGUUUGGGUUAAGCAAGGACCUACAUUUUUGCUGUGAAAAUGGCUUCCUGCAAGCCAGAAAAUGCUCAGCCAUAGGUACCCCCCCCCUUCCUUCAGAAGGACCAGCCUCCUAAACAAAGCUGCAGUUCUGUGUUAGCUUCUUAUCUUCCCAUUCCAUUUCAGGGAGGGAGAAAUAACAAAGAGCAACUCUUAAGAGCUUCUGCCCUUCUCUGUCAGCUUGUGUGUUUGUGCGCUUUUGGAUACAUGUUUGUCAUUGUCUGUUGAACCGAAGCGGGACAUUCUGGCCUUAAUGGUGACAUCCUCACAAAACAUUUGCUGGACUUCAAAGGGAGUGAGGGUGGGCAGGUCUACAAUUAUAGUUAAUCUCUAGCUGCCAUUUCUGCGAUCACUUCAAACAUUUAACUGGCUUCCUUCUGCAAACCCCAGGGAAUUUUAGUUCAGGAAAUGGAAGUGGCUCUUCUUGAUGACUCCCAAAUUGUAUGCUCCAGGGAGGAACUAUACUUCAGUCAGUUGCACAAAAGUUCUCCUAGGUCAACAUCUUUUGGUUAAGGAUGGAGAUGAUGGUGAUGGGGCAGGAGGUGGUGUCUCUUGCCAAAUUAGGCUCUGUUUGGACUCCCACAAACUUUCUCAGCAAAACACUUGAUGUUUCUUGUGGCCCUUAGAUCAGCAAGACCAUCAGUAGAAGGUGGAAGGGCAGCCUGGGUGCAGUUAUUGGUGAAAACACGAGAAAAUCUGUGCAGGCUAUGUGGUCCAUUCUUGGCCAUCUUUUGCCCUUUGAUUCUCCUCGCCCCACUUGCACAACAAAGGGAGCAUUCAGAAACCAAGAUUUCCGGAUUUGAAACCAAUGCAUCUUUUAAAAUUCAUUCUCUCUGGGGGUUUUUAUGGGAUAUGGGUGGACAAACUGGGAUUUUAAAGAAUCAGUUGGAGUCCCAAAAGAUACACGUGUGUGUGUGUGUAAAUGUGCAUUUUAAUUGUGCUGGGCUAUCUAACUUUGGAUAUUGCUGCAGUGAUCCUUCUUUCUUAAAAGCACAAUUCUGAGUGAGUGAUCUGUUCCCGAAAGCUUAAAUCUUGUCGUUCUUGAACAAGAGAAGCCAGCCAGAAGCGAGGUCCCUUUUGUAGAGGAGGAGGCUGCUUGGGGUGGCACCCUCUGGCCAACGGGGAUGAGGUUUUUUUAGGCUGGACGUGAUGCCAAAGUAGAGACCAGCAGUGAAUCUUGGGUGCCCCCCCAAUCCCUAGGGCAGCACAGUUCCUAGCAUGGGGUUAGCACAGGGCUUUUUCCCACACCUGACUUCUGGGCACCUGGGUGCGUCCGCAGAAUGCUCAGGUCAGUUGAGAAGUUCCUGGAGAGGACUUGCCACACCGCGUAGCCAACGCAUCCUUUGGAAUGGCUCUUCGGUAGUCCCAUAGUCUCUCCCUCACAGUUUCUGUCAUUUCAAAAGCCAGCUGAGGUGCCCGGUCCUUGCUGCCACCGCGCCUAUUACAGCCGUUUGAGAACGGGACCCAUGUAGGGAAACGGUUAUAAAUGCAAGGGAGACAUUAUUUAUAUGUGUUUAUUAAUUCUGUGCAUCCCAAAGUCUGUGUGCAUGAAGCCUUAUGCAAGCAGAGGUGUAUUUUUUUGUCACAGUCUCAAAAUGUAUCUUGUAAACAUUUUAGCAGGAAAUUGUCUUAUGUAUAGCUAUAUAUUAUACAGAUAACCAGGUCAUGCAUAUGUAUGUGUGUGCACGUGAGAGGGUGUGUACACACAUAUGCAUGCACACACACAUAUACACGCAUAAACAAGAUGUCUGUGGAUUAAGCAGGGCGCUGCAAGGGCUUCGCCGCUAAGAGCUUUGUGCGAUCUGGAGCACGUCCCUCCCUCUCAUGUACCUUGGGCGUAAGUGAAAUGGCCAUUUUCCUGCUUUGCUUCAGGGUCUGCAGAAGAAAGGGAUUUGAGGAAAGCUUCCCCCACUUAUACCAUUGCUGUUUAUUCCUAUAUGAAGAGAUGUGCUGCUUCCUGUAAAAUACCCUGGAACAAUUUACAAGUUACGCACCUUUUGCCCCAGCAUCCUUGUUACCGGGAGGCCAUUUCCAGGUUCUCAGCAGCCUUUUUGCCCUGAGAGAAGGGACCUUCUGCUAGGUCAGCCCUGCUGUUCAGCAGAGGGAGGCAGCCGCUCCCUUUCCUGGAUUGGCCUGAACGAGCAGCAGAUUUAAUGUGCUGUUGUAUGUUUGCUCCCGGGGAGAAGCACGGGCCGGCUUCUUCGGCAUCAUCUGGGCUUGGGGGCUGCGGGCCUGACUUGGAGGGCAGGGAGAAGUGCUUUUGCCUUAAAAUAAAGCUCGCCUAAUUUACAACUUGUAGGGCUGGUGGGCAGGACUGGAGACUCCUGGGGGGCAACAACCAGGAAGGCGAGACGGUUGUGGGCACGCGCAGCUGCACCUGUUUAACAGAGAGGCCAGCAAGUCUCCAGCGACCCGUUUCAGUUUCAGCCUGGCUUGCUGCUGCGUUCUUGGUGAACGCACAUUUGGGCGGCGGGGUUAGCCGUUGGGGCGCCCACGACCGUGCGGCGACGCG